CCAUCUGCAUUCUGAAGAAGGCUUCCAUCUGCGAGAGGUAGUCAAGAUUCAAAUGUGGUUCAACUUUACAUGUGAAGGCCAAUUGAUCACUCUGGAAUAUUAGAGAUGGCGGACGGCAAGAGUAAGAACACGAUUAAUAAGUUGCCAGAUCAUGUAAUCUCAUCCAUAGUUGCACUUAUGACAAUAAAAGAUGCAGUGUAUACUAGCAUGAUAUCCCAUCAGUGGAAGGACUCCUGGAAGCAUCCAAUACUUUCAAGGCCAAAUCUUGAAUUUGACAUUCCAAACAUUUUCGGAACCAAAUUAUAUGGCCAGCUCUUUAAUGAAUUUGGAGAUAAGUAUAUUCAUAGGUUUGGUCAGUUUGAAGGAAAAGUCUUUGUAGGACGUGUGAAUGAAUUUUUGAAGCUCUACCAUGGUAAGAAGGUCGACUCUUUCAAAGUGUCAUUCCCUUUAGAUGGAGUUUAUAAUGCCGUCCUAGAUAAAUGGAUUCUUUUUGCAAUUAGAAAGGGAGCUCAAGUGCUUGAUCUUCAAUUAUUAUGUUGCGGCCUUCUAGAAACAAAUUUUUUUUAUGUUUUCCCUCACUGGUUCCUCUCAGGAUCUCUAAAGCAUUUGUCAUUGCUAAGGUGUGUUCUAAGACCUCCUCCUGAUUUUGCCAGAUUCAAUGAGUUAACAACUCUUUCUCUGAAUAAUGUUAUCAUUGAUGAAGAAUUUGUGGCACAUCUAUCCUCUGUUUGUUUGUGCCUUACAAGAUUGACCUUAAGGGAGUGCAGUGUGGGUUCGUGUCUUAUUCUUGGGGAUCCAUUACUUUGUUUGACUGAGUUGAAAGUGCUCCAAUGUAGUGAUUUAGCCAAACUGGAGAUUCACUGCAAAAAUAUUACCUCCUUGGAAUAUGAAGGACUUGCAGAGACUUCUUACAUAAAAACAAAAUGUUUAGCAAGAAUUUUUUGGUCUGAUAGGUCUUUCAAUGAUUCAUCACUUCAUGCACUAACCCAACUUGCCUCGUGUCCUGGGCUAGAGUGUCUUCAUCUGCGGCUUUGGUUUUCGGUGGAAGAAAUACCCGAAAACGUACAAACAUUUACAAACCUCAAGCAACUGCACUUGGAUCUGUUUUCACCGCACUUGAAUGUUAGUGGUGUUCUGGUUAUAAUCAAGGCUGCACCUCUUUUGGAAGAAUUUGUAUUAAUGGUACGGGCAUCUAUUCACAACGAGGUGAGAAGUAUCAGGAGGAAGAUGAGCAUUCUUGCUAGAUUCUCACAUCUUUGUUUGAGGAAAGUUAAGAUUCAUGGUUUCCAAGGUAGAUGGUACGAAAUUGAGUUGGCCAUUUGCAUUCUGAAAAUUGCUAAAAAGAUGGAGAUAAUGGUAAUCGAUCCUAUUGGAAAAUACUAUGCUGGUGUUGGAGAAUGGAAGGACAUGAAUGAUUCAAGAUAUUCGUAUGAAGAGGAGGCUGUUGUUCAGGUCGAAGAGGCCGUGGGUGAGGCUAGGGAGGACACCGAGGCCAUGGAGGUGGAGGAGGCUGUGAAAAAGGCUGAGGCUGUGGAUGAGACGGGGGACAAGGAUGGUUGGGAAGAAAGAGGUAGGGCAUUUGUCGAAAAAAAUUUACGUCAAGUGAUGACUGAUGCUCAAGUUAUAGUUCUGUGAUGAUCAUGGGUCAGCUUUUCACUCAAAAAAAAUAAUGGUCAUUGGUCAGGCAGUUUAGGCGGAUUGCUUUGACAAAAAGAUAUUACAAAAUAAGUAAUUUACCCAAUUUGCUUUUUAUUUUUUUUUGUUUUCCUCGUGUAAAUGUUACCCUUAUAAUAACUAUAAGGAAUGACAAAAAUUACAUUUUGAAGUUCAA
Molecule: messenger RNA, 1831 nt
Organism: Rosa rugosa (rugosa rose)
Lineage: Eukaryota; Viridiplantae; Streptophyta; Magnoliopsida; Rosales; Rosaceae
Product: F-box/FBD/LRR-repeat protein At5g22660-like
Exons: 7
Coding region: 106-1635 (509 amino acids)
Molecular function (GO): protein binding
Source: RefSeq, a predicted model, not a curated record